Messenger RNA from Oncorhynchus masou masou (cherry salmon), 753 nucleotides. RefSeq lists its product as uncharacterized. Bases 1 to 753 code for a protein of 250 amino acids. The record is from RefSeq and is a predicted model, not a curated record. NCBI's taxonomy places the organism in Eukaryota, Metazoa, Chordata, Actinopteri, Salmoniformes, Salmonidae. The transcript is spliced from 2 exons.
AUGCUGGGCACACUGUGCACCACCCUAUGGGACUCCCAAUCACAGCCGGAUGUGACAAACAUCCACAACAUCACUCCUGCCCAGACCCACCUGUUCUCACCCCCUAUCUCAGACAUAAACAUCCACAACAUCACUCCUGCUCAGACCCACCUGUUCUCACCCCCUAUCUCAGACACAAACAUCCACAACAUCACUCCUGCUCAGACCCACCUGUUCUCACCCCCUAUCUCAGACACAAACAUCCACAACAUCACUCCUGCUCAGACCCACCUGUUCCCACCCCCUAUCUCAGACACAAACAUCCACAACAUCACUCCUUCCCAGACCCACCUGUUCUCACCCCCUAUCUCAGACACAAACAUCCACAACAUCACUCCUGCUCAGACCCACCUGUUCCCACCCCCUAUCUCAGACACAAACAUCCACAACAUCACUCCUGCUCAGACCCACCUGUUCUCACCCCCUAUCUCAGACACAAACAUCCACAACAUCACUCCUGCCCAGACCCAACUGUCCCCACCCCCUAUCUCAGACACAAACAUCCACAACAUCACUCCUGCCCAGACCCACCUGUUCUCACCCCCUAUCUCAGACACAAACAUCCACGACAUAACUCCUGCCCAGACCCACCUGUUCUCACCCCCUAUCUCAGACAUAAACAUCCACGACAUAACUCCUGCCCAGACCCACCUGUUCCCAACCCCUACCUCAGAGACACAAUCAACAAUGCCUGAUCACUCUACCUGCCCCUGA